This is a messenger RNA of Lingula anatina, 2150 nucleotides long. RefSeq lists its product as uncharacterized. The record is from RefSeq and is a predicted model, not a curated record. NCBI's taxonomy places the organism in Eukaryota, Metazoa, Brachiopoda, Lingulata, Lingulida, Lingulidae.
GCAGAAAACUUGAAUUAAUAGAUACACCAAGGAGCUCGUACAUGUACAUGUAUGUAGUCACAGGGAAAUUUAUGAGACAAGAUGGAUUAAUUACCCUAUUCUAUAAAUGAUAGGACUUAACGAGCGAGGAAUUCUGGUUACCUGGGCAGGCAGAGAAGUGACAAACGACACACUGAGCUGCCAUGAAUAUUCCUGUUUAUUUCCAAGUGUUCUUUAUUUCGGCGGUGGUCACCAUGCAGAAAGCGAAAUGGCCGUGUGGUUAUGACCACCAAGCAUGCAGUGCUCAGGAGUAUGUACAAGGUAGUUUCGCUUUUCCUGGAGAUUGUAGAAAAUACUUCGUCUGUGCACAAAACAGAGACCGUAGAAGCUACUCCUGGAAGGCACUCAGAUGUAACAGGCAUUUCGCUUUUAUAGUAAGCCAUGGCUACUAUAGAGGGAGCUGUAUGCGGGGUUUUAGAUGCAGCCCCGUGACUUGUGUGACGACAACAUCAACAUCAACAACUACUACAACAACAACAGCAGCAACAACAAAAAUAACAACAAGACAACCAAGGACAUCGGUUACAGUAACAGUACGUCCAUCAACUACUUCAAGAGUUACAACAACUUUAGAAAGCACGGCAGCUUCAGCCGCAACCACCAUUUCAGAAUCCCAUUCCAUUACGUCACUUCUCCCAGACAUGCCUACAGCAGUGCCAUCUGGCAACGAAACUACACCAGUGCUUACGUCAGAUGACGUAAGAACGUCCAGCGCUGCCAUAGUGGCCGGAGUGCUGACGGCUUUCUUCAUUGCAGUACUCACAAUGUUUGCAGUGCUUUGGUGGAAAAAACGAGAGCACGUCAAGAAGAUUUUUAAAUGUUCAACCAAGAGAAAGGGGAUUGCAAAAUCAAACCCGAUGCAUGAUCGUAACACGUAUCAAAACCCAUCUGAAGUCAUUUUCUCCGAUCUAAAGCUGACAGAGGACCAAAUCAACGAACCAAGUCCCAGAGAAACCACACAGCAAAGACACAACACAUCUGCCAAGGACAAAAAUAUGGCAGAACUCACUUACCAAAACAUCCCCCUUUACCACACCGCUCUUCCUGUGGACAAGAAAAAUAAUUCUGAUCAGUUACAUUUGAAAGACAACUCCCUUUAUGGCCGCGGAGAUGACCGGAGAAGUAGCACCGACAGUCGGGCAGUUCUUUUGUCGGAUGACUCAGAGGGUAAUAUAAAGGGGACGUAUGCACAAACUUAUAAGGCCAGACAGGGCAAUGAACCAGUAGAAAUGAGAGAGAAUUCCCUCUACCUAGGUGGACCGGAGAGCCCAAUAUACCAUGUCCCAAUAACUCCUCCCACCCAGGGGGAAAAUGGUAACAACGUGUAUUCCUAUGCGUACUCGCACCAAAACUCUGCGUUGGACAGAACGCGGUUUAAAGAGUGUGGAAAUGGGAGCGAAUAUGAGGAUCUGUCACGUGAGCACGUGGACGGUGAUGUUUAUUACAGCAGGAUUUCUGAGGGUAUGAAAUACGAGAAAAUUGGUCUGGCAGAUAUCAACGAGACAGAACCUUGUUAUUUAGAAUUAAUUAGUUACAAUACACCAACUUCAAAAUAAUUUAUUUUAAUUUUCAGUUUGAUAUUAUAUGUGCAUAAUGACCUUGUGCUUGUGUGAGUGUAUGAGAGAGAGAGAGAGAGAGAGAGAGAGAGUGUGUGUGUGUGUCAAUAGACACGAUGACAUGACAUUCGAGUUUGAAUUUUAUAUUAAUCUGCAAAAAGACUAUCAGUGCUUACUACCGGUUAUAUGCAAUGCCAAGCGAGUGAAACAACUGGUCUAACUAUCACAGAACGGUGAAUUCCUUUCGAAUUCUUUAAUUCUGAAAUAAAACAAAAGAAAAACUAUCUGUGAUAGUUGAAUCUUGUAUUAUACUUAUAUGCUUAAGCCUGACAACUGUAUUUCUAUUAUUGUUAUAAUAAAAUAUUCACCGUUUGGGGACAAUUUUUCUAGAGAACUAAUUUUUAAGUUGAGUCAGCAUUGAUAAGAAGACUAACUGCAAAUUAAUCCUGAGUUCGAAUUAUAAGAUAAGUGAAUUUAAAACAGAGUAGGUCAAGAUGAGUAAAUACACUUGAGAAGGGUCUAUCUCUAAUACAGCCCUGCUUGAAUAAACGUGAG